Eleginops maclovinus (Patagonian blennie) is the source of this 1471-nucleotide messenger RNA. RefSeq names its product HemK methyltransferase family member 1 (gene hemk1). Gene Ontology annotation, cellular component: mitochondrion. NCBI's taxonomy places the organism in Eukaryota, Metazoa, Chordata, Actinopteri, Perciformes, Eleginopidae. Gene Ontology annotation, biological process: protein methylation. The transcript is spliced from 11 exons. The record is from RefSeq and is a predicted model, not a curated record. Gene Ontology annotation, molecular function: nucleic acid binding; protein methyltransferase activity. Bases 200 to 1246 code for a protein of 348 amino acids.
CUCAACAGCGGAGAGGUUGGCUUCUCCAUGUGCAGGAAAUACUAUAAACACUACAAACUACAGUGGCAUCCAGAACAUGUUUAACAUUAAUUUAGUGUGAUACUAGUGACCAUGAAAGUGUUCAUCUAAGAUAACAGAAUGCCGUAAGAAUGCAGCGAGUAGCAGCUUGAAAGAAAGGUUGUGUUUGUUAGGAUAAAUUAUGUUGAAAAGAUCUCUGAUUGCAGGCUACACAUGCUUUGGGUGCUGGAGUGUUGGACCAAAGGGACUUUGGGGCUACCAUGCAGUUCGUGCAUGCAGCGCUCCAGCCUUACCUGCAGGACGGAUCACAGCUCGUCAGGCAGCAGAUUUAUGGAAAAGACACUUUGCAGAGAGAGGCGUGACUGAGCCCGACCACUCUAGCCAUUAUAUCCUUGCUUAUCUGCUCGGGGCUAAAACUAUAGAAAGUCUUGAGCAGGGGAAGUUAACAGAGUUUCUCAGUCGAGAAAAAACUGAGCAAAUGUGGAAGCUCUGCUCUCAACGCCUAUGCAGGAUGCCUGUGCAGUAUGUGAUUGAAGAGUGGGACUUUAGAGAUCUGACACUGAAGAUGAGACCUCCUGUGUUCAUACCAAGACCUGAAACUGAGGAGUUGGUUGAACUGGUGCUCAAUGAUCUGCAAAUGAAGCCAAGGACUGAAGUUGGUGCCCAGGAAACGUGCUUGGAAGUGGGAUGUGGGUCUGGUGCUAUUUCUCUCAGUCUGCUGAAGAGUCUGCCUCAGCUUAAAGCCAUUGCCGUGGAUCAAAGCCAGGAUGCGGUGGAUUUAACAGGAGAGAAUGCUUUAAGGUUGGGGCUUCAGGACAGAUUACAAAUUCAUCAUUUAGAUGUCAUGAAAGAUGCAGAAACGGUGUUGAGCCUCUGUAGCUCUGUUUCAGUAUUGGUCAGCAACCCCCCGUACCUGUUUUCAGAGGAUAUGACGGCGCUGGAACCUGAAGUAUAUUGGUUUGAAGACCAUGCUGCUUUAGAUGGAGGGAACGAUGGCCUAGAUGUGAUCAAACAGAUUUUGACUCUGGCUCCAAAGAUUUUAUCAGAUCAUGGCCGUGUUUACUUGGAGGUGGAUCCCAGACACCCCCCGCUCAUUCAACGGUGGGUUGAGGUGAAUGUGGAAGAGAUGCAUUAUGUGGAGACAAGGCACGACAUCAGUGGCAGGCCGCGAUUCUGCAUCCUUCGGAAAGAGAAGUCGAACAAGGACCACAAGCUGGAUCUGGAUUGAGAAACUGAGAUCCUAUUACGCUGGCUUUAGCCCAGGUCGCCUCAGCCUCAGCUCCCCCGCCCCCACUGAGCUGCCGAGCAUGCGCUCGCACCCAUCUGAUCACUCAAUAUUAACAAUCUGCUGCAGCUAAAAUAAUUUUCAUGUCACUGUAACACUUCACCUGGUAACAGUUGUUAUCACAUCCUCUGCCACAAUAAAACGUGUGCGAGAUGGCACAAAAGCAGG